Messenger RNA from Gastrolobium bilobum, 2968 nucleotides. RefSeq names its product kinesin-like protein KIN-13A. Bases 317 to 2722 code for a protein of 801 amino acids. Gene Ontology annotation, biological process: microtubule-based movement. The transcript has 13 exons. Gene Ontology annotation, molecular function: ATP binding; microtubule motor activity; microtubule binding. The record is from RefSeq and is a predicted model, not a curated record. NCBI's taxonomy places the organism in Eukaryota, Viridiplantae, Streptophyta, Magnoliopsida, Fabales, Fabaceae.
AUUAAUGUUCAAAAUUUUUCAUUCCUCUGUUUCGCAAUCGAUUCGAAUUGAAGGCUUUCAGAGGGUUCCUCUCUCCUAUUGUGUUCUCAUUCUGCCAUAAACGACCAAAGCCACUCUCAUUCGAAGAACUCAGCUACGCAAUCGUUUUCAGAUCUGAAUCGCAAUUGUUAUUUGCAGAUCUGGAUUGACUGCAUUUUCCGUUCAAUUGCAGGUUCCGCCUAUUUGGAUUCCCUCACUUUCAUGUUCUUCUCCGUGUGUAAGCAGAUCUUGAAAAUUGGCGCCACAGAAACGUUCGCAUCGCCACGUGGGUGGCCAGAUGCAGCAGGGCAAUGCCGCCGCCGCCGCGGCAGCUCUCUACGACAAUACCGCCACCGAUGCCGGCGACGCCGUCAUGGCGCGGUGGUUGCAGUCCGCCGGCUUGCAGCAUCUGGCAUCUCCCCUGGCUUCAACUGGCAUCGACCAUCGCCUCCUCCCGAACCUUCUCAUGCAGGGUUAUGGAGCACAGUCUGCUGAAGAGAAGCAAAGGCUUUUAAAGUUAAUGAGAAACCUCAAUUUUAAUGGGGAAUCUUGUUCAGAGCCAUAUACACCCACUACCCAAACUUUAGGAGUGACUGCAUCCGACGGGUUUUAUUCUCCUGAGUUCAGGGGGGAUUUUGGAGCCGGGCUUUUGGACCUUCAUGCUAUGGAUGAUACAGAGCUGUUGUCUGAGCAUGUUAUUUCAGAACCUUUUGAACCAUCACCCUUCAUGCCUGGAGAUGCUAUAGUAUUUGAAGAUGAUUUUGAUCCAAUUAACAGCAGGCUGGAAGGAGGAGAAGCAGAUGCUGAUGCAUCAAUUUCUUUACCUUUGAAUGAAAAAGAGAAUAGUACGAGGGAAAAUAAUGUUGCUAAGAUUAAAGUUGUGGUACGCAAAAGACCUUUAAACAAGAAGGAACUUACUAAGAAGGAGGAUGAUAUUGUAACUGUAUCUGACAAUGCUUAUUUGACAGUCCACGAAACUAAACUAAAGGUUGAUUUGACGGCUUAUGUGGAGAAGCAUGAUUUUUGUUUUGAUGCUGUUCUUGAUGAGCAUGUUACCAAUGAUGAAGUAUACCGGGCUACAGUAGAACCAAUUAUUCCUACAAUUUUUGAGCAAACCAAAGCUACCUGUUUUGCUUAUGGUCAGACAGGAAGUGGCAAAACAUACACAAUGCAACCAUUACCACUCAGAGCUGCAGAAGACCUUGUUCGACAGUUGCAUCAGCCAGUUUACCAGAAUCAAAGAUUUAAAUUGUGGCUUAGCUACUUUGAGAUAUACGGUGGAAAACUUUUUGAUCUUCUUGGUGAUAGAAAGAAACUUUGCAUGAGGGAAGAUGGACGGCAGCAAGUUUGCAUUGUAGGACUGCAAGAAUUUGAAGUUUCUGAUGUACAGAUUGUCAAAGAAUUCAUUGAAAAGGGAAGUUCUGCAAGAAGUACAGGAUCCACUGGUGCUAAUGAGGAGUCCUCCAGGUCACAUGCUAUAUUACAACUGGCUGUAAAGAAGCACAGUGAGGUGAAAGAGAGCAAGCGGAACAAGGAUGGAAAUGAGGCAAGAAGUGGGAAGGUUGUGGGAAAGAUUUCUUUUAUUGAUCUUGCUGGAAGUGAAAGAGGUGCUGACACUACUGACAAUGAUCGUCAGACACGGAUUGAAGGAGCAGAGAUCAAUAAGAGCCUUUUGGCUUUGAAGGAGUGCAUUCGUGCUCUAGACAAUGACCAGAUUCAUAUUCCAUUUCGUGGAAGCAAACUUACAGAAGUGCUUCGUGACUCCUUUGUUGGCAAUUCAAAGACUGUUAUGAUCUCUUGUAUAUCUCCAGGUGCCGGGUCUUGUGAACACACACUUAACACCUUGAGAUAUGCAGAUCGGGUCAAAAGUCUAUCCAAAAGUGGAAAUCCUAGAAAAGACCAGGCCCCAAAUCCAGUACCACAAAUUAAUAAGGAGGUUUCAUCCACAUCAUCCCUUCCAUCUAGUGCUGGUGCAGAGGAUUUUAAUGAUCAAUGUCAAGAGAAAACUAUGGAGAUAGGCAGGAAAUUUGUUGAAAAGGAAAAUUCUUUGUACAGCUCUGCUGCUGCUGAUGUUGACAAACAGCCAUCAAAUUUUUCUUUAAGUUACCCAUUAAAUGGACGAGAGGAAAAAGGGUUGGCUUCUACUUCAAUGGACAGGAACAGGUUUGAAGCGAAGAACUCAUACAGUGAUUCAACCAGUCAAAAGAUGAACUCUUAUUCACAAAACGAUACAGAAGAGAAAGUGCAAAAGGUGUCUCCCCCACGCAGAAAGGUGUCUAAGGAUGAAAAGUCCGAAAGGCCUGCAAACUGGAUGAAAAGGGAUGCCAAUGGUUCUGAUCUCUUCACCGCAAGCUCCAAGCAGCAGAGCACAGGGAAUAAUAGCACUGUUGCCACUGGAUCCAAGCUUUAUGAAGCAGAAUCCUCUCCUGACGGGAAUAUCAGUGCAGUACUUGAGGAGGAAGAAGCACUAAUUGCUGCUCAUAGGAAAGAAAUUGAGGACACAAUGGAGAUUGUUCGUGAAGAAAUGAAACUCUUGGCAGAAGUGGACCAACCAGGGAGCCAUAUUGACAACUAUGUAAACCAAUUGAGCUUUGUCCUUUCUCGCAAGGCAGCUAGUCUCGUGGGUCUUCAAGCUCGCCUUGCUAGAUUCCAACAUCGACUAAAAGAAGAGGAGAUUCUAAAUAGAAAGAGAGUUCCCCGUUAAUAAGAGACUCAGUUUCUCUUAUUCAAUGUCAUUUAUGAUCUGUUAGCAAUAUAGUUGAAAGGUUUUGUUUGAUAUAAACGGUUCUUUUGUUGGAUGUAUUCUAAUCAAAUUUACUUACAUGUACAUGUCCUUAUGUGAUAUUUUGGCCACCUCGUGCCUUGCAUAUUUGGUGUAAUUGUGUAGGUUGAGUUAUCUGCCCCAAAAUUUUGAGAGGGCAAAGUGAAAAAAUAAAAUAGAAUUUGAUUC